CUAAACCUAGAAUCGCUGAAAAUGCCGGAAGACUGGAAGUGACCAUUGUUUUCUCGGCGUGUUAAAGAUGUGGGCAAGCUCAGAAGGGGGUGCUCCAGAGGUCACUCUGGAAACUUCCAUGGGUUCCUUCACUGUUGAGCUAUAUUACAAGCAUGCACCAAAAACUUGCAGAAACUUCCUCGAACUAGCUCGCAGAAAUUAUUACGAUAACGUGAAAUUUCACCGAAUUAUUAAGGAUUUUAUAGUGCAAGGUGGGGAUCCGACAGGAACUGGAAGAGGUGGAGAAUCCAUAUAUGGUCCAAAGUUUGAGGAUGAGAUAAGGUCUGAGUUGAAGCACACUGGAGCUGGGAUCAUCUCCAUGGCAAAUGCAGGUCCAAAUACCAAUGGAAGCCAGUUCUUUAUUACUUUGGCACCAACUCCAUCUCUAGAUGGAAAACAUACCAUAUUUGGUAGAGUAUGUAGGGGAAUGGAAGUAAUCAAAAGACUUGGUAGCGUCCAAACUGACAAUAAUGAUAGGCCUAUCCAUGACGUGAAGAUAUUACGGACAUCGGUAAAAGAUUAAAUGAUUUCAAGGUUUUUCUCAUGGCAGACACUUAUAUUUCCAUGGAAAGCCUCUUAACAAUUGUAGUACUUGAAUUUUGUAAUUUUAUGUGCUUCCCCCUUAAGCAGUGCUUAAUGCUGUUCUGUUGACUGCAAUUUUUUAAGCCAGCCUUUAUAGGUUUGCCA
This is a messenger RNA of Manihot esculenta (cassava), 726 nucleotides long. RefSeq names its product peptidyl-prolyl cis-trans isomerase CYP18-2. Lineage: Eukaryota; Viridiplantae; Streptophyta; Magnoliopsida; Malpighiales; Euphorbiaceae. Gene Ontology annotation, molecular function: peptidyl-prolyl cis-trans isomerase activity. The transcript is spliced from 6 exons. Gene Ontology annotation, cellular component: catalytic step 2 spliceosome. Gene Ontology annotation, biological process: protein peptidyl-prolyl isomerization; protein folding. The record is from RefSeq and is a predicted model, not a curated record. The coding region runs from base 68 to 562 and encodes 164 amino acids.